AGCGAUAAUCGCGCAGUAUUGCUCUUAUGGAGAUUCCGUACGGUAGUUCAGUUUUACUCCGAGCGUCUGACGCUAGCGGCUCUAGCGUCUCCAGCGGCAGACGCAAGUUCUACUGCUCUCGGACCAGUUGUAGACGCGAGAGACGCGCGGCUGUAGUGAUUUUUAACAUUUUGUGAGCAAUUAGUGACUCGAAAAAACCGAAUAAUAUUUACGUUUUCUUGUGAAGAGGACGAUAAAUUGAUUGAGGCGGUAGCUUCACACCCUGCGCUCUACGAUUUGAAGCAUGAGCUCUACAAAGAUCAGCGGGCCAAGGACAAAAUUUGGGUGAUUAUUGGAAAUGCACUAGAACGAUCCUUCAUCCUUUCGAUUGGAGAAUAUCCAAUAUGGUUACCAAUAAAUAAAAAAUACUUCCAUCCUUCAUUUCCUCAUACAUCAUCCACUUCAAAAUACACUUCAUCCUCUUACGAGAGAGACUCAUUUUCACAACACAGAAGCACAACACAACACUAGCAAUACUGUCAGGAUUUUACAGUCGCGGACGCUAAAGUCUGAAGUGGAGCAAAAUAGCCUCGCGAUCAUCGUUCGGCGUCUAGCGUCAGACGCUCCGAGCAAAACGUACCUUAAUACUAUUAUUCGAGUGAAGUGAUGGGCUUUCAAACUCGUACUGGUGAUCUUUCAAACGGAGAAAAGUAAUAAGAUGGGACAUAAUACAAUUUGGAACGUUCAUAUAACAAUUACAGGAAUGCAAUGCUGCGAAUUUGUAUACAAAGUAAUAGGUACCAGAGGAAACAUCUACGGAAACUUUAAAUUGUUAUAUUCCAUGGUAAUACUCAUUCAAUUUGACAAUCAAGUCAGUUAUUAUAAACGAGAUUGAGAAUCAAGAAAUCAAAAAAGUUAUAAGGUAUUCCUUCAAGUUGCGUUCACACUAAAGCUGUGAACAAAAUGUUCAAGAAAGUUUUCUACAAAAAAGUUAUCAAUUUUUGGUAAAAAAAGUUGCUGUUCUCAAAUGUAGGACAACAAAAGUUGUCAAUUUUUUGCCCAGAAAGCGUAGUCGGUGUGACUUGUAGAGAUUUUGUUGGCGUCUAUCUUGGUAUUUCCCACACCGAGUGGAAAACAAAACUUUUUUGGAAAAAUCUUCCUUUGCUUUUUUAAAAAUUGCCGGGAUUUGUUAAAAACUCAGUUGACAACUCUCUGGUGUAAGCGGUGUAAACGUCAGCUUUCCCCCCUCCCUCCUUGGAAUAGUUGAAGAAAAGAUACUGAGACUUUUAUAAUCAUGUAGUGAAGCUAAAGAAAACCACACACAAGGAAAAAGCGUCCGAGGUUCUGAGGUACUACUCUACUAAUUAUUUUCUAAGCCACUGAGAUACUGGGAAUAUUCUAAUUUUGUGAAUAUUCAAUCACAGUUAAAUCAUUCCUGUUAUGGAACUUAGUCCUGCUUAUUUGGGGCAUGGCGAAGAAGUGGAAAUCGGCUUUGUUUGUUUGCCAACUACAAGUUUCACACCUUCUGCACACACCACAUUGGUUCCCAAAUUACCAUCAUCAUGACAUCAAGGCUAAUAUUUUCCAUAGGAUUGAUGGAAAUUGAAUGAGCUUUGCACACUAGAGGAAUUUUAUUUAUGCAAUCAUCAAUUUUUCUCCUGAAAUCCAACAUUAUGCUCCUUGGGCACAAAUUUCUUUGUACGCUCAAAAGUUCUUAACUCUGAUGGACUCAAUUUUAGCGCAUGCCUGAUAUAAUUUUCUUUAUGUAAAAUAUCACUUCUCACUUCAGGUAGAUAGAAACACAACCACAAACGAGUAAAUUUGUAGGUGGUUUAGUAGGUGUAGUGAGGGGAAAUUAUUCUGCUGUGGGAAUUUCCCUGAUGCAGACUCGCGCAUCCAGUGCGCUUCUCGCAGUUUCAGUGAUGUUCCGCCCUUUCAACCGUCAACAUUACAUUCAGUACCGUACCGAGUACUUUGAACUUACGAGAUAGCGGGAGACUAAAAGUCAGUUCAGUUGCCAUGACGUUUCAGCCAGCCAUGAAAAUUUAAGUCUCCUCUACAAAUGAGCAGUGUGGAUCCGUUGUUGGAUAAUACACAGACUUCGAGUAUUUUCCUUGAGAAUAGCAGCAGCAGCAGCAGCAGCAUCAGGUUGAAUGGGACAAACGAAGAUGCGUUUUUCGAUUACGACUACCCGAGCCUGGAGGUGGUCGAGCCUCCGAUCCAGGUGGCACUGGUCAUCCUUUUCUCGGUCACCGCCACACUCAGCCUCAGCGGAAACGUCACUGUCAUAAUCGUCCUCAGUCUCGGCAAAAGAUCAUCGAGUGAUCUGAAGGCGUUUCUCAUCAAUCUUGCAGUGUCAGAUGUUACAAUGGCAGCCUUUUCAAUCCCCUUCACGUAUACAAUGUUUUUACUGGGUCGAUGGAUUUUCCCUCCAUGGUUUUGUCCUGUAGUGAUGACCAUGCAGCAUGUUUCAGUGAUUGUGUCUGUUUACACGCUAAUGGCUAUUGGCAUUGACAGGUAUAAAGCUGUUAUGUAUCCGCUGAACUUGAGAGCCAGAAAGUGCCGCAACAAACUUAUUAUUGCAGCCAUUUGGAUUAUGGCCGGGUCCGUAUCAGCAAUACAGCUCUACGUCUCCGAAGCAAAGCCUUUCAAAUAUGAUCGACAAUGGCACUAUGAAUGCAGUGAGCAGUGGACGUCGGAAGACCAUAGCAAGAUAUAUACCGUAUUUAUAUUUUCGUUCACAUUCGGGAUUCCUCUGAUUGGGCUGGCUUACACGUACACUUCGAUCGCGUGGCGCAUGUGGAAGCGCUCGUCACCAGGAAACGCAGAUCCCGAUCGAGACAUGGUCCAGCUCAAGUCCAAGAAAAAGGUCAUAAAGAUGCUUUUCACCAUCGUUAUUCUCUUCACCCUGUUCUGGCUACCUCUACAAACGUUCGUUGUCCUUUUCUACUUUGUGCCCGACUUUGGGAAUCUUCUGACUGAGCAACAGAGAAGAAUCUACGCACUCUCCUACUUUGGAUGUCUGUGGCUCGCCAAUGCCAAUAGCUUCGUCAAUCCACUCGUCUACUGUUUCAUGAGCGAUAACUUUAGGGCGGACCUGAAAGACCUGUCAGUACGUCUGUGUGGACACGAGAAGAUCAAUCGAUUCCGAGGAAGCACUGCAAGUGGAUCAACUCGUACGACAAUAUGCCUCACCCAACACACGCCUACUGAUUCAUUGAGGCCUUACAAGUCGAAGUUGUACACUCAAGAGGCGGCUGAUCACCGAACAGCGCAAGCGCAGUGUCACAGUUCACGGAAGAAUAGCAUAACAACUACGUUGUCAUUUCUCUGAGCUUAUUGAAUAUUGAAUAUGAUUAGAUGUAUUUCAACUUAUCGGAGUAUUUUUACUUAAUAAAUCGUUAUUCAUGAAUAAAUUUUUUCUUGAAUUAUUCGAUCUA
Nilaparvata lugens (brown planthopper) is the source of this 3419-nucleotide messenger RNA. RefSeq names its product RYamide receptor. Gene Ontology annotation, cellular component: membrane. The coding region runs from base 2042 to 3313 and encodes 423 amino acids. Gene Ontology annotation, molecular function: neuropeptide Y receptor activity. Gene Ontology annotation, biological process: G protein-coupled receptor signaling pathway. The transcript is spliced from 9 exons. NCBI's taxonomy places the organism in Eukaryota, Metazoa, Arthropoda, Insecta, Hemiptera, Delphacidae. The record is from RefSeq and is a predicted model, not a curated record.